This is a messenger RNA of Mytilinidion resinicola, 1360 nucleotides long. RefSeq names its product SET domain-containing protein. The transcript has 6 exons. Gene Ontology annotation, molecular function: protein binding; protein-lysine N-methyltransferase activity. The coding region runs from base 1 to 1179 and encodes 392 amino acids. The record is from RefSeq and is a predicted model, not a curated record. Gene Ontology annotation, biological process: peptidyl-lysine trimethylation; peptidyl-lysine monomethylation. Lineage: Eukaryota; Fungi; Ascomycota; Dothideomycetes; Mytilinidiales; Mytilinidiaceae.
AUGGCCGCCGCUCUACCCCCUGGUGAAAUCCACGACACCUUUGUAAAAUGGGCCUCCUCGCAAGGCAUCCUCAUGAACGGUGUCGCGCCCGCGAAAUUCGUCGGACGCGGCAUGGGUAUAGUAGCUGCGCGGGACCUUAAAAAAGGAGAAAGACUCGUCCUCGUGCCCGCCAAGACUCUAAUAUCCAUCGACUCUGCCGCGGUGCGAAAGCACAAGUUCCCGAGUAACCUCUCGAUUCACGCGAGACUAGCUGCGUUCUUGGUAAAAGAGUAUGAAGAGAAGGAGUCAGGGCAUAGGCUGUGGCAAGAAUGUUGGCCGAGCGAGGAAGACUUCAAGAGUAUCAUGCCCCUGAAUUGGGGGGAGAAGUUACAGGAGUUGCUCCCAGGGCCCGCGAAAGACCUCCUCUCUGCCCAAAAAGCCAAACUAGCCAAAGACUGGCGCGCCGCCCAGCCCCUCCUGCCUUCCACCACGUUCAGCUUCUUCACUUAUGCUUGGCUCAUCGUCAACACGCGUUGCUUCUACUGGGACUACCCCAACGUGCCCGCAGCUCGAUUACCAAGAAAGCGGCAGAGUCUUACGGCAGAUGACUGCUAUGCUAUGUGUCCGUUUCUCGACUACUUCAAUCAUGCGGACCAGGGAUGUGAACCCAAAUACGACUCGAAAGGGUACACCGUCACUACGAAUCGGGACUACAAAGCAGGAGAAGAGAUUUACGUCUCCUACGGCGCUCACACGAACGACUUCCUGCUCGUCGAAUACGGCUUCAUCCUCUCCCCCAACGCCGCCGACACCACCACCCUCGACGCCCUCCUCCUCCCCUCCCUCCCCGCCUCCGCCAUCUCAACCCUCAAAGAGGACGGCUUCUACGGCACCUACACCCUCUCCCCCGCCGGCGCCUGCCACCGCACCCAAGCCGCGCUGCGCCUGCUGCACCUGCCGCCGCGGCGCUACGUGGCCUUCGUGAGCGGGGCGGACGACGGCGCGGGCGACCAGGCGCUUAUCGAUGCGCAGCUGCGGACGCUGCUGGAGGCGUAUCAGAGAGUUGUUAUGCAGGCGGCGGAGGAGGUGGAGGGGCUGGGGAUAGGGGGGUUGGAGCAGAAAGAGAUGCUGGUGCAGCGGUGGAGGCAGAUUGGGGCGAUUGUGAAGGGGGCUGGUGGUGGUGGUGGUGGUGGAGCCUGAGACUCGCUGAGGGAAGUACAAUAGCGGGACGCGUGGUGGUGGGUUUAGAUAGGGUGGUAUCGCUGCGCUGCCUCUUGUCGCGUUCUCGCCACUCGAGCAUCUAGGACAGCAACUCAAGCUGUGCGUGCGAGAAGAAACCCCAGAUACAUCAAUGAAAGAGCCCAAUAUAUGCAGACGCCCC